AUGGCUGCUGUAACAGACUCUGUUGAAGAGCUGCUCUCAUACGAUUCUGUCAACGAAAACUCGCCAGCAACCAUCUUGCUGAUACAUGGGAAUGGAUGUGGCCGAGCAGAUUGGAACCUGGUUGAGCCGCACCUCAAGGACUUCAACUUACUGAUACCGGAUCUGCCAGGUUUCGCGAAGUCCAGGCAUCUGGCGCCAUUCUCCUUGGAGCGAUGUGCUGGCUUCCUGAACAAGCUCAUAAGUGAGAAGGCGAUCGGUGGAAAAGCGCACGUCGUGGGCCACAGUCUCGGCGCCAGUGUUGCCCUCAAGCUGGGCUCGAUGUAUCCCGAGGUUGUUGACACCAUGCUGAUAUCUGGAUUCCUCAAAUUGCCCAAGACGGUCUUGACGCCGGUUCUCCCGUACGCAAUCUGGGCGAACUCGCGCUUCGAGGAUGCAAUGCCACGGUCCCUCGUGAGCUGGCUUCUGGACGGAACCGACAUCCCACGAGGUGAUCCCAAGGACAGGAGCCUCCAAAGAAUCCGCGAGACUUUUGUAGACUCGCUGUCGCCAGAUGGAUGGCCGCAGCCAUGGCGGGCAAGGACAUUGGUUAUCGCGGCGACGAAGCGAGGAAUUCUGCCGUCAAACGACAACGUCGAACAAGCGGUCAAGGUUGCGGAGAUUGGUCGUGAGCAAAAUUCAGAGACGUAUGCUGUGAGCCAUCCAGACAUGCGACAUGCCUGGCCACGGCAAGAUCCAGUAUUGUUCGCUGCGACGGUGCGAUCUUUCAUCAUGGCAUCAGACUUGCCCAAAGGAUUCCACCGACUGUGA
This is a messenger RNA of Zasmidium cellare ATCC 36951, 807 nucleotides long. RefSeq lists its product as uncharacterized. The transcript has a single exon. The coding region runs from base 1 to 807 and encodes 268 amino acids. The record is from RefSeq and is a predicted model, not a curated record. NCBI's taxonomy places the organism in Eukaryota, Fungi, Ascomycota, Dothideomycetes, Mycosphaerellales, Mycosphaerellaceae.